GUAUAACUCCUAGGACUCUACAUAAUGGACGUGCUAUUAGGUCGAGAGCUUCUCUCUUGUCAGACAUGCCCUAUACGCUCUUUAUCCUCAGUUGCUCUCUCCUCCUCACCGUUCCUUUCCUUUCUCUUCUCCUCGUCUUCAUUACAUAUCGUAGAGGUGAAGUGCAACUUUCACAUCACGACGCGCCUCUGCUCUAUGCCUUAAUUUCUGCUCUGGCGAUUUUGUCUACUUUGUCGGGACUCCUACGGCUUUUGGAUCUAAACCUCUCUCUUGGACAUGCUGUACAAGCAAGUCGUACCGUGCUCGUUGUGAUCUUGAGCUGCAGCAUGAUAUAUCUCAUAUCAUCGACCAAUCAAUCGGAGGUCCUUUCGAAAGCUGCCCUCAAUACUUACGUUGCUUCACUGUCGGUGCUGCUGUUAUGUGGCACCGUUCUAACCUACACUGGGCACGUAACCCCAGUUCUACCGCCGCUUUUCUAUCUCCUAUUCUCAACUGCAACACUUCCUCUCCUCGUCUACAUUAUUCUUGCUCAGCAUUGUAGAUUCACCUCGUCUUGUCGGGCACCUCGCUUUGUCACCGUGAUGUUCCCCCACGAUGGACGAGAGGACGUGGAAAAAACCACUCCAUCCAACAUAACCGUGUCUCCCCAUGGGUCCUGCAAAAAGUCAUCCCUCGAUAAUAUUCCGUUACCAGUCACGAUCACUUUCCCCAGUCCGACUCAUACCCGCUGUCAGCCACUGUGCGAUCAUAGUAUUGACUUUCCCGUUCGUAUGAGGACUCGCUCUGGUCAAACGAGCGAAGCUAAAACACCGCCACGCACGCCAACGCGCACUCGAACUUGGAGUACGCCUCCGAGGAUGUUUCCUCACCAGAGAACGCCGUCGUUGUCAGCGCGUUCUGUGUCAUCAACGCCCUCAUUACCACGUACUUCAUUCAAACUCUCAUUCUGGGUUUACCUACUCGCCGCACAAAUGAGUGCACUUUUAUCGCAGCUUUUUGAGGUGUGUUACCACACAUUGAUUUCUUCGAGGCAUUCAGAAGCAAUAAAUGGUAGGUGUCUCCCCUUUGUCGGAUUCCAAUACGACUCGAAUUCAAAUGAUACCUCCCUUCAUUUUAAAUCUCAUAUAAUACAGUUUCUCGCAGCAUGUUCAAUUUCGAACCUGUCAUACCCGAGGCCACCGAUCUGUCCUUGGUGGCAAUGGGCUUUAUAGUCAACCUUACACUAGUCGUUUCAGUUGGGUGUGUGACGAAAAGCCUGUUAUUACUCACCACCUUCUCGACGCGGAUGCAGUCCUGUCAUCCUCAUACACGGACCGUAUAUGCUCCUAGCAAUCAUUCUCACUCUCCACAGUCGAAUCCUCUUGAACCGAGAAAAUUCGCCUGUAUGGCCGAUGGCGUUGCACCUACCGUCAAUACCAGCAACCUGGAUACUAAAACGGCCUUGGGGUUGGCGCCCAGUUGCUCAGUGUCUCACAAAAUGCCGCAUAUAUUACCAUGGAUACCUGCAAAGUACAACUUUGAGUACCACGAGGAAGCAGAGGAACAGGCGCCGGCUGCUCAUCACCAUCGACAGCGGGAAGGGGAGGAACGGCAACUUUCGACGUCUUCCUCCUCUGUUCGGGACAAGGUUAGCCCCGCACCGCCUACGCGGCAGACGCAUAUAUCUCAUAUAUCUAUGUAUUCGGAACACCUGCCUAUUACUCCCCCCUUAACGAAGGACAAUACACGAACCCCACCCUCGACAGGUGGCCUGCGCCUCACACCACCAUCACUAGCGAAUCACAUAAGAAUCCUUACGGAAAGGCAGGCCACAACUUUCGCUCGGAGUCACUCGCACUCGUCAUCUUUUGAGUUGCCCGGUGUGGCAUCGUUGUCGAUGAGGAUAGGUCACGAUCCACGAUUUUUUCAUGAUAUUGAAGAUGAAGACAGAUAUACGAUACCACAUUCACCUACACCUGUGACUCGUAAGAAGAAGCCCAUCCCGCCUGUUGUCAGGGUGAAUGUUCAGGAGGAAGUCGAUGUUACGAGGGACAUCCCUACGCGACCUAGGACUGAUUCCAUUCUUACAACUCCAGUGCGACGACGCCGUCCCCGCCGUCCUUGGACAAGUGAGGGUACGGUCUCGAGUGAAGGCGGAAUAGGAAGCGAAGGAAAUGUUGCCAGUACGAGAAGAAGCACGUCUACAUUUUCAACCUUCUUCUCUUCCAUUUCGGUGGGGAGAUGGAGCGAUAUCUUUCACCUGGGAAGUGGUGGACACGCUAACCACAACAAAAGCGCCAGUCAAGGAUCGCUCAGAAGGGCAGACGGGUUCGAAAGGCUGAAUGAUCCUUACGAAAAGUCGGGUCAGAAGUUUCUAGCGCCGCUGCCCUUAGACCAAUGGGAACUCGAGAUUCUGGAGCUAGGUCUAGGGCCUACUUCUUCCAGAUCAAGCAACGCAACGAUUACUCCUCCUAAAUGGACCCUAAAGAAAUCAUUCACCCAACUUCAGGAUCACACAGCCUGUUCAGCCUGGUUGUCUGACCCUGAUCCUUUCGCUGCUCCACCAAGAGGCGCUGUGACGUUUGUGAGCAGCGUCAAGGACCAAGGAGUGACUAGGUUUGGAGUGGGCGAAUCCAGGGAAGAUUUUGAGCAAUCACAACCUCCGACAAGGAUGUCGGCGUGGGGGAAAUUGGUGUUACCCGUACCUUCAAUUUCACAUAUUCCUGUUGUUCCCCCACUUCCAACUAUCGCCACUGGUGAAACAAGGACGGGUCGCUCAAUACGACGCCCGAGCUCGACGAAAAAUUUAAAGCCGGCUUCGUCAGCGGUACCUUCUUCCCCUUUUAUUCCCACUGUCCUACGAGAUCCAUCGUUGUACUAUCGGCCUGGUCUACCGAGGUCCGUCAGCACCCCUGAUGUUAGAAAAGAGACGUUCUCGCCAUCGAAGUCUACGCUCACAACAAACCAUACUCAAACCAGCACUUCUCCUUUGCAUCAUGAGAUGCCGGUCGAGGAGGCACUGUUAGCUCAGAGACUUCUCUGGAAGUUGAACAUGGAUAGCCGUCGAAUGCCGACUCCAACUGAGAGGAAGAAAAAGCGAGGGAAAAGUAAUGGUCAUGUUGAGAGGAAUGGGGAAAGUGACUGUUCGGAGACUCAAAAGAGGAGCAAGAGCUUGGUGGGCCGCAGGUAGAGAGCGAGGUAGUUACGCCAUCCAAGCGUAGCCUUAGCGUCAAGAAUGUGUUGCUGGUUUAGACGGCCCAGCCGUAUUGGUUUCUAUUGAGUGUUUUUUAUUCUUCCAUUCGUCGCUCUUUGACUGUUUGCCGUUCUUUCUAAGCUAUUGUUCCCUCUGUUUUUAUCAAAGACCCUGUAUGUACUUGAAUUAUUGUCGUCGUAUAUUCCACCUUGUAUUAUAAGUCUACGCAUAGCUGAUCAACUGUAGACAAGAAAGCAUGGUAUCUAUUGCCCCUUGUUUUCUUCUGCGGCCA
This is a messenger RNA of Marasmius oreades (fairy-ring Marasmius), 3464 nucleotides long. RefSeq lists its product as uncharacterized. The transcript is spliced from 4 exons. The record is from RefSeq and is a predicted model, not a curated record. The coding region runs from base 1145 to 3169 and encodes 674 amino acids. Lineage: Eukaryota; Fungi; Basidiomycota; Agaricomycetes; Agaricales; Marasmiaceae.